Messenger RNA from Lolium rigidum, 1199 nucleotides. RefSeq names its product SNF1-related protein kinase regulatory subunit beta-1-like. Gene Ontology annotation, molecular function: protein binding. The transcript has 4 exons. Bases 16 to 849 code for a protein of 277 amino acids. NCBI's taxonomy places the organism in Eukaryota, Viridiplantae, Streptophyta, Magnoliopsida, Poales, Poaceae. The record is from RefSeq and is a predicted model, not a curated record.
GGUGGUGAUCUGGGAAUGGGGAACGCGAGCGCCAGGGAAGUGGGGAACGGCUAUGCGGCGUCGUCGCUGGAGCAGGUGCCCCCCGGCCGCGGGAGCUCGGUUGAGGCCGCCGCCCCGCCGGACGCCGUGAUGCGGGAGCUUCCUCCUCCGGUUCCCUACGUCUUCGCGCCUCAGGUCCCAGUAGCUCCACUUCAGAUACCGACUGAAUUUUCUCCUGUUUUUAGCCAUUCGUGGGUUAAUGGUUCGGAUCAAUCCACCAACAGUAACCCCCCAGAGAAGGGAAUUCCAACUUUGAUUACAUGGAGUCAAGGAGGAAAUGAGGUGUUUGUGGAAGGAUCAUGGGAUAACUGGACUUCAAGGAGGGUGUUAGAGAGGUCUGGGAAAGACCACGCUGUAUUGUUGGUUCUGCCAUCUGGAAUAUAUCACUACAGGAUCAUUGUCGACGGGGAGCCAAGAUAUGUCUCUGAACAACCUCAUGUGACUGACGAGAGAGGGCAGGUGGCCAACCUCCUCGAUGUCCAUGAGUAUGUUCCAGAGAGUCUUGACAGUGUGGCGGAGUUCGACGCGCCUCCAUCGCCUGAACAUAGCUACGACCUGCAGUUCCCAGCUGACGAGGAGUUCGCCAAGGAGCCACCGACCCUUCCGCCUCAGCUUCUCAUGUCAGUCCUUGGUGGCACCGACAGCUCUGACGAACACGCUCUGAAGCUGAAGCCUCAGCAUGUGGUCCUCAACCACCUGUUCAUCGAGAAAGGAUGGGGGUCGCAGUCCCUGCUCGCCCUUGGGGUCACCCACCGGUUCCAAUCAAAGUACGUGAACUUCGUGCUCUACAAGCCGCUGCCGAGGAGGUGACAACGCGGCCGGUGGAACAUGAGGAAAGCAGUGGCGGCUGAGUAUGACUGAUGGGAGUGAAUAAGAGAGUGUUAGCUUGCCGUGUACAUAAGGGGAAUGCAGGAGCCCUUGUUCUUUGAUGCUGCUCCUGCACCUCUAUCUAGGUUGUGACUCUUAUUUUAUUUCUUUCUUUCUUCAAUAAAAUGUUCUUGUAGGAUGAGGUUUGAACAGACUGAACUCUGAAAAAAAUGAAACAAGGGAGUGUUUGGAAAAUGUCUGGUCUUGUUUUGUGAUCUGUGAUCUGAGUAAACGGAACCGGCAAUUGCCAGAAUGUAAUUGUUGCAUGUGUUGGGAUACACCGCUUGUUUUCC